Columba livia (rock pigeon) is the source of this 2907-nucleotide messenger RNA. RefSeq names its product 3-hydroxyisobutyryl-CoA hydrolase (gene HIBCH). The transcript is spliced from 15 exons. Gene Ontology annotation, molecular function: 3-hydroxyisobutyryl-CoA hydrolase activity. Gene Ontology annotation, biological process: L-valine catabolic process. Gene Ontology annotation, cellular component: mitochondrion. Bases 221 to 1300 code for a protein of 359 amino acids. The record is from RefSeq and is a predicted model, not a curated record. Lineage: Eukaryota; Metazoa; Chordata; Aves; Columbiformes; Columbidae.
GGGCAGCACAGAUGUGGCCAGAGGUGUGAAGGAUGAGGAGAAACAAAGAAUUCAGAAAUUUUUAAAAACCGGCUUUACUGCUGAAAACAAGGAAUCAUCGGAACGCAGUUUCAGUCCAUGAAGUUCAGCUCUGAAGGUGGGGAACAGCACCCCUUCGGUCUGGAUCUCGUCAAGGGUGAAGCCGUUCAACAGGCUGCAAGUAAUAUUACAGCAUUUGAAAAUGUCUAAGCAAACAGAUUCGACAACUGAAGUGUUGUUGGAAAAGAGAGGAGGUGCAGGAAUAAUAACUUUGAAUAGACCCAAGGCUCUCAAUGCACUAAAUUUUUCCAUGAUCCAACAAAUGUAUUCACAAAUAAAGACUUGGGAGAAAGAUCCUGAGACUUUUCUAAUAAUAAUAAAGGGACCUGAAGGAAAAGCUUUUUGUGCUGGGGGUGACAUCAGAGCCAUCGCAGAUGCAGGAAAAACUGGAAGUAGACUGAUACAGGAUUUCUUCAGAGCAGAAUACAGCCUGAACAAUGCCAUUGGCACUUGCAAGAAGCCGUACGUGGCACUUAUCAAUGGCAUUACAAUGGGAGGGGGAGUUGGUGUUUCAGUCCAUGGGCAUUUCCGAGUUGCUACAGAAAAGACAGUUUUUGCAAUGCCAGAAACAGCAAUAGGCCUUUUUCCUGAUGUAGGUGGAGGAUAUUUCUUGCCAAGGCUAUCAGGAAAGAUGGGCUAUUUCCUGGCACUAACAGGUUUUCGGCUAAAAGGAAGAGAUGUACUAAAAGCUGGCAUCGCCACGCAUUUUGUAGACUCUGAAAAGCUACCUGCCUUAGAGAAGGACCUGAUAGCGCUGAAAUCUCCUUCAACAGAAAAUAUUGCAGACUUACUGAACUCUUACCAUGUGAAGAGCAAAGUUGAUCAGGAAAAGGAGUUUGUACUUGAUGAACAUAUGGAGAAGAUUAACAGUAUUUUUUCAGCAAAUAGUGUGGAAGAAAUUGUUCAAAAAUUAAAGCAAGAUGGUUCUCCUUUUGCCGCUAAGCAGCUAGAGACUCUUAAUAAGAUGUCACCUACCUCCUUAAAGAUUACUCUCAGGCAGCUCAGAGAAGGAGCUUCCAUGAGCUUGCAAGAAGUACUCAGGAUGGAAUAUAGACUGAGCCAAGCGUGUCUGAAAGGCCAUGACUUCUAUGAAGGAGUUCGAGCAGUGCUGAUUGACAAAGACCAGUCCCCCAAGUGGAGGCCGGCUGCUCUGGAAGAAGUUAGCGAUGAAUUUGUGGAUAACUGUUUUAAGCCACUGGGAAGCAACGAUCUCAAGUUGUAAAAAUCAAGCCUAUGGACAUCUUAUACAUCUGCUUAAUUCUAUGAUACAAAAAUUAAUAGUAGUGUGAUAAAGUUUGUCAAGGCUCUUUUAGAUAACCUGAGAUUCCUAAGUCUAAUUCUUUGCAUUCAGGAACAUUCUCUUUUGUUAUGCUGUCUUAAUGGCAAAAUAAUCAUAUCUCUGGUUAUUAUAAGGGAAACAUUACUUCAAGGCAAAUAGUUAUUUUUACUGCUUUACCCAAUGAUUCAUUUUUUUGUAUAAACUCUUUGAGGGACAGAACAUAGUUAAGGGAUGACCUGAUCAGCAAGAAGUCAGGAGACCUUUGUGUUCUCAGCUCUGUCACUGAUGUGUUAAAUUUGGAUUGUGCCUCACAUUCUUCUCUGUACAAUGGAAAUAAAAUAUACAUAAUGCUUCAAAACAGAGCUACAAAGGAAAAUGCCAGACAUGUUAAACAAGAUAACAAGCAGGGGGAAACAUGAAAUAUCUGCUGCUGCACAGAUCGUAUGGUCUUUUAACACAACAUAUCCUAACAAAUGUAUUUUUUGGAAUCAAAAUUUAAAUGCACAUCAAAACCCCCUCCUUGUAUGUGUGUAUGUUGCUAGGUACUGAUACGAAUACUUGAAGUUGUAUGACAUAACCAGAGCUCCUUGAUAAAUGUAUCAUCUUUAUACAAUGCACAGCUACUAAUCUUCACCAUUAAGACUGCGUGCUUUUUUAUGGGUAAUCAAAUCAUACAUCAGUAGCUCAUCCUACUUGUUUCUACACUUAUAGGCAGGUGACAAAUACAAACUUUUGCUUCUCUGAAGAUGAACCAUUGAGACUAAAGGAAGAAAACAUUUGGUCCAAUAACAUAGUCAGUAUUCAACCCUGGGGAAUCAAAAAGAGCUGCAGCAGAACUGGUAAGAGAGUUCUGAACUUUGUGCAGUUUUUCUUACCGACAGUCACAGGCUACGCCGGCUCAAGGCUCCUUCCCUGCCAGCAGCUGCUGCCUGGAAACAAAGUCCGGGAAAUUCAGGCAUCAAGGUGAGCAGGAGGCUGAUUUUCACAGAAUGAGAGGUGAGUAAAACGGAGAGCAAAAUCCAGAAAAACUCACACCUUGCUUUGUCACUAGAAUCUUUAAAACUGUUAAAAUUUGAGCUGUGACUUAGUGCUCCCAUGUAUAUAUUUGUUAGGAGACAGUUCUGGAGUUUAUUUUCAAUGGCAGCAGAGAGAUUUCAUCCAUACUCUUAGGGUAAUUCUUAAAAUAUUACUUGGAUUUCUGCCUCAUGCUGGUUCUGUAAGAAAUGGAAACUCCCCCUCUUAUUUUUUAAAUUUGUAUAUGUUUUAGUUUCUUAAACAAUGGCUAUUUAUUAUUUAUUUUGGAAAAAUUGGUUCAUUCCAUUAUUUUUGUACAAAAGGAGCAAUCUUAAGUGACCAAGUUUAAUGAAAAACACAGGGAUCAUGCCUUCUCUGGCUGGAAGUUUUAGCAAGAGUGCACUUCUGAAUCAGUAAACUUUGGCUUGCAUGUUCAGCUGCUUCCAAAAUGUAUGUGAACGGGAAUUAUCCCAAACUCCUGGUAGCAAGAUCCUGGUCAAUCUGUGCAUUUUUAUCAAAUAAAAGUCAUACAAGCA